This is a messenger RNA of Cuscuta campestris, 1136 nucleotides long. The record is from the annotation of a GenBank genome assembly. Lineage: Eukaryota; Viridiplantae; Streptophyta; Magnoliopsida; Solanales; Convolvulaceae.
CUGUUUCCAAAGAGACCCCCGGCUCAACGUCGAAAGUUGCAUUGCUUGACUAACUGCUACUUCAUUAAUUAAAGAAGCGCAGACAGUUUAGAGAUCCAUUUUGAUUUAUUCCAUCACACCCCAAAGCCAAAAAUGAAUUACAACUACAAUCACUAUUACCUUGAAUGAUCAACUAUAGACAUACUUUUGACUUUAGGGAACUCCUGGAGUAACUGGUUCAGUAAUGUGGGAUAGUGGAGUUGUUCUUGGAAAAUUCUUAGAGCAUGCUGUGGAAUCAGAAGCAAUUUCUCUGCACGAAAAGAAGGUUGUUGAAUUAGGAUCUGGCUGUGGAUUAGUGGGGUGCAUCACUGCCUUUUUGGGUGCUCGGGUUAUUCUUACUGAUCUCCCAGAUAGAUUGAGAUUACUGAAGAAAAAUGUUGAAGCUAAUUUGUAUGGAGAUGUAAAAGGUUCAGCAACAGUGACUGAACUCACUUGGGGAGACGAACUCGAUCCUGUUCUGUGUAAUCCUUUGCCUGAUUAUGUUUUGGGUUCGGAUGUCAUUUAUAGCGAAGCAGCAGUAAUGGAUUUGUUGGAAACACUGAAAGACCUAUGCAGUUCUCAUACAACAAUUGUUUUAGCUGGUGAACUUAGAAAUGAUGCCAUCCUUGAAUACUUCUUGGAAGCAGUGUCAAAGGAGUUCAUUGUGGGGCGUGUUGAUAAGAUGCAUUGGCAUCCAGAUUACCUCACUCCGCGUGUCGUGAUUUACAUUUUGGUGAAGAGGUAGAAAUAUGGAAACCCAAAUGUUACCUUUGGGCCGGAGCCGUUGGAUCAACGACUUAGGUCCCACUAAUCAAGAUGCUAGGCCCACUAUGCCUGUUGUUGGAUGACUAAGGUUGGCUACGCAGAGUGCCGCAUGGUAGAGAAUCCGCUUCUUAUCCAUUCAUGGUUUUGGUUCUACUUGACGCCUUUCAAUAUUUCUAGGGCAUUGCUUAAGUUAUUGUUUGCUUUGCAUUGAGAAAGUCUUGAUGUUUUGUAAAACAACAAACAAACUCAGUAAAAUCCCACAGAAAGCUGGGUCAGUGGAGGGUGUGUGUGGAUCCAGACUUUACCUCUACUCGAAACUAGAGAUUGUAUCCAUAUAAAAGAGGUUAUUUUGG